CUUUUUACUUCCUUUCAGGUUCGGAUUUUAUAAAGACGUCUACGGGAAAGGAGGUGGAAAAUGCGACCUUUCCAGUUGGAGUAGUCAUGAUGCGAGCCAUUAAAGAAUUCUACUGGCAAACUGGCAACAAGGUUGGAUUUAAACCUGCUGGGGGCAUUCGGACGGCAAAAGAAGCUAUUACUUGGCUUAUGCUGGUGAAGGAGGAACUGGGAGUGGAAUGGCUAACACCAGAGCUCUUUCGCCUGGGUGCCAGUAGUUUGCUGGGAGACAUUGAGAAACAGAUUUUCUACCAUGUGACUGGCUCUUAUGCACUUCAGCAUGACCUGGCAAUGGCUUAGACAUAAAAUCAACUCAGGAUUACUUUUACAAAGAAAGUCUUCAAGCAAACAGCAUUCACAAGUCUUCUGACAACCAAGUGCAUAUGAUAGAAUUAAAGGCCUAAUUCUCUCUUCUUCAUAUUUUACAGUAUUUAAAAAUAUGC
Apaloderma vittatum (bar-tailed trogon) is the source of this 481-nucleotide messenger RNA. RefSeq names its product deoxyribose-phosphate aldolase (putative) (gene DERA). The record is from RefSeq and is a predicted model, not a curated record. Gene Ontology annotation, molecular function: deoxyribose-phosphate aldolase activity. The annotation marks the transcript as partial. Gene Ontology annotation, biological process: carbohydrate catabolic process; deoxyribonucleotide catabolic process. The transcript has 3 exons. Lineage: Eukaryota; Metazoa; Chordata; Aves; Trogoniformes; Trogonidae. Gene Ontology annotation, cellular component: cytoplasm.